Closterium sp. Naga37s-1 is the source of this 783-nucleotide messenger RNA. The record is from the annotation of a GenBank genome assembly. NCBI's taxonomy places the organism in Eukaryota, Viridiplantae, Streptophyta, Zygnematophyceae, Desmidiales, Closteriaceae.
AUGGACCCUGCAGCUGGAGGUGCUGCUGGUGCUGGAGCUGCUGGAGGUGCUGCUGCUGCUGGCGGUGCUGCUGGCGCUGCUGGAGGUGCUGCUGGUGCUGCUGGAGCUGCUGGAGCUGCUGCUGGUACUGGUGCUGCUGGUGUUGGUCCUGCUGGAGCUGCUGGAGCUGCUGGAGGCACUGCUGCUACUGGCGGUGCUGCUGGAGGUGCUGCUGGAGUUGCUGGAGGUGCUGCUGCUGCUGGCGGUGCUGCUGGCGCUGCUGGAGGUGCUGCUGGUGCUGGUGCUGCUGGAGCUGCUGGAGGUGCUGCUGGUACUGGUGCUGCUGGUGCUGGUGCUGCUGGAGCUGCUGGAGGUGCUGCUGGAGCUGCUGGAGGUGCUGCUGGUACUGGUGCUGCUGGUGCUAGUGCUGCUGGCGCUGCUGGAGGUGCUGCUGGUGCUGGUGCUGCUGGAGCUGCUGGAGGUGCUGCUGGUACUGGUGCUGCUGGUGCUGGUGCUGCUGGAGCUGCUGGAGGUGCUGCUGGAGCUGCUGGAGGUGCUGCUGGUACUGCUGGUGCUAGUACUGCUGGAGCUGCUGGAGGUGCUGCUGGUGCUGGAGCUGCUGGAGGCACUGCUGCUGCUGGCGGUGCUGCUGGAGCUGCUGGAGGUGCUGGAGCUGCUGGGACUGGAGCUGCUGCGGGGGUUGGAGCUGGAAUUGUUGGGGAGGAACCGCACCAGACUGGGGAGCAGGAACCUGGGGGGCUGCGCAACAAGAGGAGGAAGAGGAGCCCAUCGAGGAUUUCAUAG